Molecule: messenger RNA, 3318 nt
Organism: Paracoccidioides brasiliensis Pb18
Exons: 3
Coding region: 1-3318 (1105 amino acids)
Biological process (GO): retrograde transport, endosome to Golgi; Golgi to vacuole transport
Cellular component (GO): GARP complex
Molecular function (GO): syntaxin binding
Source: RefSeq, a predicted model, not a curated record
AUGACCUCUUCUGACAAGCGAAAAUCGGUGGAAAGCUUGGCAUCUCUUUCCUCGGUUUCUUUGGCAACCCAGCCUUCUUCCUCCAGCCCGUACGAUCCCGGCCGCUUACCCCAGCGAUUGCGCUAUAAUUCGAGGCGGAGCUCGACGGCCAGCUCGAUAACCGGCAUAGGGAGUGUUUUGGACACUUCCCUUCACCAUGGAUGGAUAGCAGAGGCUGGACGCAAUGCAAUAUCUACCCUCCUUCAACAACCUAUUGUUCGUACAGGUCUUCUGCCACAAGCCUCUGCACUUUCAAGCGGAUAUAAACCACCGACCACUCGAGAUAUCCCCCCAGUGGCUCUAACCAACAUCCCAUAUGUGGAAUCCAAGGCAUUCCAACCUUAUAUCUCGCAGGUUGGAUCCUUGUACGAUGCAUUGCGCCGUUCAAAGGAGAAUGGUGAUGAGGGCGAACCACAGCUCCGUCGAGCAAGCAGUAUAACAACAAUAUCUGUAGAUAUAGACCCGCUGUUGAGUAGUCAAUUGGAACAGCGACAUUCCGGUCAACAAACACCGUUGUCAUCCGUCUCUGAAUAUGUGACGCCGAGGAGAAGAUCCUCUGGUCAGAGAGGCCGAGGUCCAGCAAUGGCCCCUCUGUCAACUAUUCCUAACGUUUAUUUCGAUGAGAAUUUCCACCUUGAAAACCCUCGGACAUUUGAUGUCGUUUCUGAACGAUCGGAAGUUGUCCGCUCUCUCCCAAAACCUUCAGAUGAGAAUGCUCCUAAUGGGUCGUUUGAAGCAAGACCGGCAUUCAAUAGAAAGGCUUUGGCAACAAAUGCGAUUCUGCAAGAAAAAUUAUCAUGGUAUCUUGAUACCGUGGAAAUUCACCUUAUUUCCUCCAUUUCUAACGCCUCAACCUCAUUCUUCACAGCUCUCGGUUCUCUGCAAGCUCUCCAUGGAGAAGCAAAAGCUUCAGUUGACAAAAUUCAAGCCCUGCGAAGGGAUUUAGCAAAACUUGAUAAUGACUUGGCUUUGGGUGGUCUCAAGGUGGUAAAUCUCCAGCGCCGGCGAGAAAACGUUAGAAAAUUAGCAGACGCUGUUUGCCAACUCAAGGAAAUAAUAGCAUGUGUAUCUCACUGCGAACAAAUGGCCGAAAAUGGUGAUAUCGAAAAUGCCCUGGAUGAACUGGAUCAUGUUGAAAGACUUACAGCGGGCGAACGGAUCGCCACGAAACGUGAGGAUCGCGGUGGCCAGUCUCAACUUCCGGAGACGCUCAUAGAUCUACGUGGAAUCAAAGCUUUAGAAGGUGCAUCAGACGAUCUGGGCAAACUAAGAUGUCGGAUUGGGAUUGGUUAUGAGCAACGGUUCCUGGAUUGCUUAAUUGGAGACCUCAGACGGCAUGUUGAGAGUCUUCCCCCGGAACUCACAUUGCUACGGCUGGGAGAUGCAUUUCAUCGAUCACGAAGGAUGCAUAGGAAAGCCCCCUCUAGCCUACCGACUUAUAUGACGAUCGAUAAUGAAUUUAGAUCGAGGUUAAAAACAGAGUUGGUUGGGCUUGGUCGAGCGAGAUACACUACACCCGCUGCAACCUCGUACAAAAACUCCGUCUUGCGAGAAAUGAAAAGUUCGAUACGAAGACAUCUGCCCAGUUCAAGCGAUGACGACAAUGAGUCGAUAAUGUCCGCAUCGACCCAUGGGGAUCGCCAGUUGAACCAACAGGAGAAGUCAACAAUCCUAGCGCGCAACCUCCGUGCUCUUGACCCCGAAGAUGCAUACGCCAUGUUAACAAAAAUUUACACCGGCGUUAGCGAAUUCUUACGAAGAUUAAGCAUACAGGUCAAAGUACUUUUGGAUAUUACUAGUGGACUUAGCAGUCCUCCUAAUACUAGCGGGGUGAGAUCCCCUUUACAAAGCCCAAACCUACAUUCUAUAGACGCAUAUGCCCGGUCCGGAACGACGCCAGUGGUAGCACAGGAAGAAAUAAUGGAGAUACUUGAUAUGUCAAGCCUUCUCGGCCAAGCUGUUGACAUAGUGCAGUCACAAAUGGUCAAAAUAUUGAAAAUUCGGUCAGAGCAGACCUCUCAUCUCUCGCUGGAGCAGUUUUUGAAAUAUUUCAGCUUGAACAAACUUUUUGCUGAUGAGUGCGAAGCUAUCUCUGGACGGAGCGGUUCGGCUUUGAAAAAUGUCGUUGAUAGCCAAAUACGGGACUUCAUUUCCAAUUUUGGUGAUAGCAGGAAACAUCGGCUAGUUCAAGUGAUGGAUUCAGAUAGGUGGGAUGCCAAAGACUUUGGUGACGAGCAGAAUGCCCUUCUUUCACGAAUACUCCAAGCAAGUACGCAAGACAUCGAUCUGUGGGCUUCAACCUCAAGGGUAUGGGAGUCAGAUCAUAGCGGCCAGGAAACAACGGCGACUCUAGAUAGUCCUGAAGUAAAUGGAAACGGAGUAACCGACAGUGGGAAAGAUAAAGUUCGAAGCGCAAUAGUGGAUGAACAGAAAUAUAUUCUGCCACAAUCUGCUCUUCUGAUUUUGGAAAUUAUUGACGAAUUCCAACAUCUAAUGACGGGCAUCCCGAGCAUGGUGCAGGACAUAGCAUUUAAUUUCCUCGAAUGCCUCAAGCUAUUCAACUCCCGCUCCUCCCAACUUAUCCUUGGCGCUGGUGCCACGAGAAGUGCCGGUUUGAAGAAUAUCACAACGAAACACUUGGCUCUUGCUUCCCAGGCUUUAAGUUUUAUCAUUGCGCUUAUUCCUCAUGUUCGUGAAUUCAUCCGCAGGCAUUAUACCUCUACCACCACCCUGAUGGCUGAGUUUGAUAAAGUUAAGCGACUGUGUCAGGAACACCAGUCAGGCAUCCAUGAAAAGUUAGUUGAUAUCAUGAGCUCCCGCGCCACGAUUCACGUCAAUGCGAUGAAGAAGAUUGAUUGGGAUGCACAGCAGGACACUGCUUCCGUCAGCCAGUACAUGAAGACAUUGACGAAAGAGACUGGCACCCUCCAGCGAGUCCUGACAAAGCAUCUACCUGAAAUGACCGUGAUGAUGAUCAUGGACCCUGUUUUCAAAAGUUACAGAGAUCAGUGGACAAAGGCGUUCCAGGCAGCUACUUUGAAAACUGAGAGCGGUAAACAACGAAUGGUUUCCGACGUCGAGUAUUUCAAAGCUAAGAUUGAUAAAAUCGAUGGUUCCGGUGAUCUAGGCGACCACCUUGUCGAAGUAGUCAAGUCCAAGUCCGUCACGUCACCGCCCAAGCCCGAUUCACCACUGCCACCAGCAGAGGCUCAGCCCGCGGAAUCUUCCCCUCAACAAGGGGAUAAAAAUGGAGCACCAAUUCCGGACCAGGAGUCGUGA